AUGACACUCACAAAGGAGGCAGUGACAUUCAAGGAUGUAGCUGUGGACUUCACCCAGGAGGAGUGGCGUCUCUUGACCCCUCCCCAGAAGGAACUGUACAAGGAGGUGAUGCUGGAGAAUACCUGGAACCUGAUCUUUGUAGGUGGCGUUGGGUGGCCGGGCGGGACCGGGGACCGGGGAGCGGGCCCGGAGCCCGGUCCCACCGGCUGGUCCCCGCAGAUCUCCCUGGAGCAUGAGAUCCUGCUGCACCCGCGCUACUUCGGGCCCAACCUGCUCAACACGGUUAAACAGAAGCUGUUCACCGAGGUGGAGGGCACGUGCACGGGCAAGUAUGGCUUUGUAAUUGCCGUCACCACCAUUGACAACAUCGGGGCAGGGGUGAUCCAGCCUGGCCGAGGGUUUGUGCUGUACCCCGUCAAGUAUAAAGCCAUCGUCUUCCGGCCCUUCAAGGGGGAGGUUGUGGAUGCUGUCGUCACUCAGGUCAACAAGGUGGGACUCUUCACCGAGAUUGGACCUAUGUCUUGCUUCAUCUCCCGCCAUUCCAUCCCUUCUGAGAUGGAAUUUGAUCCCAACUCUAAUCCUCCAUGUUACAAAACAGUGGAUGAGGACAUUGUGAUUCAGCAAGACGAUGAAAUCCGACUAAAGAUUGUGGGCACCCGGGUGGAUAAGAAUGACAUUUUCGCUAUUGGCUCCCUGAUGGAUGAUUACCUGGGUCUUGUAAGCUGAAUGGAGAUGGCCUUCCUCAUCCUUGUUUCAUUUUAACCUUUAGCGAGACACAGCAGGCCAGCUCUCAGAGUCUCCCCAGCUGGGUCCUGCUGCUGCUGUUUGGAAGAUGGAGAAAAGAAGGUUUUUUGUCUCUGGGAGACAUCUGGCCUUUUCUGCCUCCUGAGAGUGAGAUGAUCCUUCUCAAACUGCUACUAAUCUCUUUUAAUAAUACAGGCUUUUGGCUCUUGACACAAUCCAGUGCCUUUCACCCUGGAUGGUAGUGGGCACAUAAUAAAUUUUAUCAAACAGUU
Molecule: messenger RNA, 1016 nt
Organism: Gracilinanus agilis (Agile Gracile Mouse Opossum)
Lineage: Eukaryota; Metazoa; Chordata; Mammalia; Didelphimorphia; Didelphidae
Gene: POLR2G
Product: RNA polymerase II subunit G
Exons: 9
Coding region: 1-726 (241 amino acids)
Biological process (GO): positive regulation of translational initiation; positive regulation of nuclear-transcribed mRNA poly(A) tail shortening; transcription initiation at RNA polymerase II promoter
Cellular component (GO): RNA polymerase II, core complex; P-body
Molecular function (GO): single-stranded DNA binding; single-stranded RNA binding; translation initiation factor binding
Source: RefSeq, a predicted model, not a curated record